Kuraishia capsulata CBS 1993 is the source of this 366-nucleotide messenger RNA. RefSeq lists its product as uncharacterized. Gene Ontology annotation, biological process: mitotic sister chromatid biorientation. Bases 1 to 366 code for a protein of 121 amino acids. The transcript has a single exon. Gene Ontology annotation, cellular component: DASH complex; mitotic spindle; mitotic spindle polar microtubule. The record is from RefSeq and is a predicted model, not a curated record. Lineage: Eukaryota; Fungi; Ascomycota; Pichiomycetes; Pichiales; Pichiaceae.
AUGGUUCAAGAUAUACCCGACAUAAUUGAGCAGAUGGCUCCUCUGGAGACACAAACGCGGUUAACAACGGCGAUGUCAUCUCUGGCCGCUUCUAUGGGAGAUCUUGCUACGGUCAAUGGUUCUCUGGAGCGUUUCAACGAGUCUAUGUCUGCUUUACUAUACGGAUUACGACUUAACGCUUACAGUGUAACCUUUCAGGAGUCACCUGAUCUCUUUGAUGAAACUGCAAAGAUCAAUACAAAUCUCAGACGUGAGAUCGACGCGUUGAAGGCGGAGGUGAACGCGUUAAGACAGGAGACUGUUCAGCCACGAUAUGCGCAGAGGUCGAGGAUUCCAGCGAGACAAUAUGGUGUUAGAAAGGUUUGA